Molecule: messenger RNA, 2635 nt
Organism: Oryctolagus cuniculus (rabbit)
Lineage: Eukaryota; Metazoa; Chordata; Mammalia; Lagomorpha; Leporidae
Gene: SLC37A2
Product: solute carrier family 37 member 2
Biological process (GO): phosphate ion transmembrane transport; glucose-6-phosphate transport
Cellular component (GO): endoplasmic reticulum membrane
Molecular function (GO): glucose 6-phosphate:phosphate antiporter activity
Source: RefSeq, a predicted model, not a curated record
UGCGAGCUGUCAGGGGCUGGCGCGGAGGUCAAGCGCGAGAAGGCCCAGGUGCCGGCGAGCCCCGCCGGGGAUGGCCAGCCGCUUUGCGCCCGGCCCGACCCGGAGGGCGGUCAGGUGCAAGGGGGCGGGGGCUCCUGUCGUCCGGCCGCGGGACCGGGGCGGGCCGGCCGGCGGGGCAUUUAAACCCCGCUGACAGCCGGCCUGGGACUCGCACCCGGCUUGCGCCCUCCUCCGUCGACUGAGCUUCGGAUACCGGCCGAGCAAGAUGCGGUCCUCCCUGGCUCCGGGAGUCUGGUUCCUCCGUGCCUUCUCCAGGGACAGCUGGUUCCGCGGUUUCAUCCUGCUGCUGACCUUCCUCAUUUAUACCUGUUACCACAUGUCCAGGAAGCCCAUCAGCGUCGUCAAGAGUCGCCUGCACCAGAACUGCUCGGAGCUGGAGCCCGUCAACAACACCCACAGCCCCAAUGACACCACGUGGUGCAGCUGGGCCCCAUUCGACCAGGACAACUACAAGGAGUUGCUGGGGGCUGUGGACAACGCCUUCCUUGUGGCCUAUGCCAUUGGCAUGUUUAUCAGUGGGAUUUUUGGGGAGCGGCUCCCCCUCCGUUAUUACCUGUCAACUGGAAUGCUACUCAGUGGCCUUUUCACGUCGCUCUUUGGCCUGGGAUAUUUCUGGAACAUCCACAUGCUCUGGUACUUUGUGCUCAUCCAGAUCUGCAAUGGCCUCGUCCAGACCACAGGCUGGCCCUCCGUGGUGACCUGCGUUGGCAACUGGUUCGGAAAGGGGAAGCGGGGGCUCAUCAUGGGCGUCUGGAAUUCCCACACAUCCGUGGGUAACAUCCUGGGCUCCCUGAUCGCCGGCAUCUGGGUGAACGACCAGUGGGGCCUGUCGUUUGUGGUCCCUGGCAUCAUCACCGGGGCUGUGGGUGUCCUCACCUUCCUCUUCCUCAUCGAAUAUCCAGAGGACGUGGACUGCACCCCUCCUCAGCACCACGGCGGGCCAGACGAGGACCAGGACAACCCUGAGGACCCCGGGAAUGGUCCCUAUUCUAACAGGGACAGCAGCCUGGAGGCUGCGACCAGCUCCAAGGAGCCUUGCGCUGAGCCUGCUGCCAUCAGCUUCCUGGGGGCGCUCAGGAUCCCGGGUGUGAUCGAGUUCUCUUUGUGCCUGCUUUUUGCGAAGCUGGUCAGCUACACCUUCCUCUACUGGCUGCCCCUCUACAUCUUCAAUGUGGCCCACUUCAGUGCCAAGGAGGCCGGGGACCUAUCCACGCUCUUCGAUGUCGGCGGCAUCAUAGGUGGCAUCAUGGCAGGGCUCAUCUCGGACUAUACCAACGGCAGGGCCACCACUUGCUGCGUCAUGCUGAUCCUGGCUGCCCCCAUGAUGUUCCUGUACAACUACAUUGGCCAGAACGGGGUCAUCAGUUCCAUAGUGAUGCUGAUCAUCUGCGGGGCCCUGGUCAACGGCCCUUACUCACUCAUCACCACCGCUGUCUCCGCUGACCUGGGCACUCACCAGAGCCUGAAGGGCAACGCCAAGGCCCUCUCCACCGUCACGGCCAUCAUCGACGGCACCGGCUCCGUAGGUGCGGCUCUGGGACCUCUGCUGGCCGGGCUCAUAUCCCCCACGGGCUGGAACAAUGUCUUCUACAUGCUCAUCUCUGCCGAUGUGCUGGCCUGUUUGCUCCUCUGCCGGUUGGUGUACAAAGAGAUCCUGGCUUGGAAGGCAUCCCUGAGCAGAGGCAGAGGCUCUAGUUUGGCCCUAACCUGCCCGCGAUAGUAUUUUCCUCAAGUCCCAUGACUUUUGUAUAAAGAAAUAUGAGGCCCCGAUUGGAGGAGAAGCAUGGAGGGUCCCAGCAGGGUCCCCAAAGUGAAAGACACUGGAAACGUCCAUGGUUGGGUUUGGCAAAACCUCUUCCUCCAACAUCAGCCCACUCAGCUCAGCUUAGCCCAACGCAGCUGAACUCAGCUCACAGGGCUGCUAAGAGAAUGGGAGAUUCUGCACGGGACGGGGACUGCCAAGCAUGAGGAAAUGGGAGAUUCAAGGGCCUGAGCUUGCGCACUGUGAUGGAAGUACCACUGCGGUUCUGCCAGGACUGGGACGAGGGUGAGGCAAAGAGCGACCUCGGGCACAGAACUCAGAGGAGCACUCGCUCUCAGGCCUGUGCACCUGCCAACCCUUGCCUUACGCUGGUCCUAGCCCGGCUGUCACAGUGCAAGAUGACAUCUGGGUCAGCGUGGUUGUGAGGCCAGGAUGAAGGGGCAGGACUGAAAAUACCAGUGUGUGCAGUAAGAACUUUGAGAAUGAAUGCUGAUUGUUACUGAGUGCCCACUGCAUGCCAGCUCUUCUCUGGGGCUGGAGCCGACGGUGGGCACAGGCAAAGGACUUUGCCCUCAGCACAGGCACUAUGGUGACCUAAACAAGCAGGUCAUGAGUGAGCCAGCAGGUGCAUUCCUGUGGCUGCUCUGUAUGCAGAUCAUUGCAUGGGCCACCCGUAGCCCCUUCUCUACCCUGUGUUCCUACCUUCCACCCCUGUCUUGGGAGUCCUGCGUUGCUACAGGUGGCGCUGGCUCUUGGCAUUGCCACCUGACCUCUACAGCUGCCCAUCAGCGCCAAUACAGAUUUCUUUUGCCA